GUUAACGGUUAAAUGUUUUGAUAGUUUUUUUGGUGCUUUUUUUAGCUUUCGUUGCCACAUCAUCUUAAUCACUUACAUUUUUGAUUCAAUUCAAUUCCCAUUUCUUAAUUAGCUUCAUUUUUAUCAAUUUCUGAACUUAAUUAUGUUUCCCUUGUGUUUAAUUGUAAAUAAACAGUUACAAUUUCUGUCUCUGUUUCCGUAAAUAACUUUCUCGUAACUUUAAAUUGUUCAUUCAUUUUUACUUUUUGUGUUCAUAUUGUUAAUCAGUUAAAUUUAAUUACUAAUUGUAAUCGUAAUGGCAACAGGAUAUGAUGGCCAUUUUUUGGCUAAAACUCUGCUUGCUGGAGGUGUCGCUGGAAUGACAUCGAAAACGGCAGUCGCUCCUUUGGAUCGUAUUAAGAUCUUACUUCAAGCCCAUAAGAUUGGAUACAAGAAUCAUGGUGUAUUCAGUGGACUUCGGGCUAUCAUUGAGAAAGAGCGAUUCUUAGGAUUAUAUCGUGGUAAUGGCGCUCAAAUGGUCAGAGUUUUCCCUUAUGCUGCCGUUCAGUUUUUAUCCUUUGAGAUUUACAAGAAGCAUCUUACUAAUCUCUAUGGGUCUGGACAUAGUAUCAAAUUUUUUGCUGGUUCACUUGCUGGUGUAACUGCGGUCACAAUGACUUAUCCUUUGGAUUUGGUUCGAGCUCGAUUAGCAUUUAUCACUCCUGAUGAUUUAAUUACAGCCAAAAGUGAUGGGAAAACAAUUAGUUUAAUGGAAAGAUCAAUGAUCAUCAAUACUCUCAGACAAGUGUAUGGUCAACACGGUAUUCGAGGACUUUAUCGAGGCUUAAGUCCAACACUUUUAGCUAUGAUUCCUCAUGCAGGAAUUUCAUUUUAUUCAUUUGAAAGGCUUAAGCAUUUAGUUUUUACACAUUUUCCUCAAUUCUGCUCGAGGCAAAAAGAUGGUUCAAUUGUCCUAAGUUUCCCAGCUAAAUUGCUUUGUGGUGGAAUCUCAGGAGCAAUUACUCAACCCAUCAUCUAUCCAUUGGAUGUUGCUCGAAGACGAAGUCAACUGGCCACUGCCGAUGCCGAAACACGCAAAUAUGGUGGAAAUCCAAUGAGAACUUUAUUGACGAUCUAUCGGGAACACGGAAUAAUUUCUGGCCUUUAUCGAGGAAUGAGCAUCAACUAUAUUCGCGCUGUACCAAUGGUCGCAGUCUCAUUUACCGCUUACGAGAUAAUGAAACAGAGCCUCGGGCUAAAUACUGGACUUUCAUCUUGAAUUUCAUUCCAAUCAAUAUACUGAAUGUAUUGAAAUUUUUUCUCUCAUUACCUUAAUCAUUCACAAUAAUUUCAUUAAUUUCAUCUCAUCAUCAUUGAUAAUUUCAAGAUCCGUUUAACAAUAAAAAUCCCCGUUGAUACAAAAUAUUUUUCAACCGAUUGCUAAAUUGUUAUUACCCAAUAAUUAAACAUGAAAAACAAUUUUCACGAUUAAAUUGAUUGAGUUAAUAAGAAACAAUUAAUUACGUAGAUAUAUGUAAUCUCGCUAUUGAUUUUGGCUCAAGAAUUGAUUGUUUAAUUAACAACCCGGAUUCAUUUGAAUGA
Messenger RNA from Panonychus citri (citrus red mite), 1581 nucleotides. RefSeq names its product solute carrier family 25 member 16-like. NCBI's taxonomy places the organism in Eukaryota, Metazoa, Arthropoda, Arachnida, Trombidiformes, Tetranychidae. The record is from RefSeq and is a predicted model, not a curated record. Gene Ontology annotation, cellular component: mitochondrial inner membrane. The transcript is spliced from 6 exons. The coding region runs from base 296 to 1258 and encodes 320 amino acids. Gene Ontology annotation, biological process: transmembrane transport.